AUGCCGAUGUGUUCGUUUGAAGGGUGUUUCAGUGGAAGUAGAAAAAAAGAUUACAGAAAAUCUUCAAAUGUUCAUCUUCAUAAGUUCCCUAAAGACCCCGAGAUGCGUAGAAAAUGGAUAGAUCAAAUUAAACUUGGAUCUAAUGUCACUAAAGUUAAUUUUGAAACGGGUGUAGUAUGCAGUAAUCAUUUUUCUACAGACAGUUUUGCUGGUAAGACAUUUGUUCAAAGUACUGCUAAUUUUUCACCAAUAACUGGCAGAAGAUUAUUACCAAAUGCAAUCCCAUUGAGCACGUUUGGAUAUUAUUAUGAUGAUAUUCCUUACAAUCGAAUGUCUUCAUCUAAUUCACCAUCAUGUACUAUUAUAAGAACACCUUCUGGUCCUUUUUCAGUUACUAAAUCAAAUGAUUUUUCUCAAAAAACUCAGUGUUGUUCUAACUUGGAAUUUAAUUUUAGUGAAUUAUGUAAUGAGCUUGAAGUUAAGCCUUUGUGUGAGGUUGAAAUAUUGGAAAACAGUAACGAAGAAUUUCAAAAGCUAAAAAGUGAUUAUGAAGUUAUUAAAAAUCAAAAUGAAAAACUUUCUGAAAUUAAUGAUAAGUAUAAAACACUUAUUUUUCAUUUACGCAAGAAAAUUAAAUGGUAUGACCAAUUUGUGAAAUUGGAAAAUGAAAGGUUUGAAAAUGAAUUUUCAAAUAAACUGAUUCAAGUGUUCACACACACACAAAUUCAACUAUUACUUAAUCCAAAAAAAAAAAACUUAUAA
Molecule: messenger RNA, 762 nt
Organism: Macrosiphum euphorbiae (potato aphid)
Lineage: Eukaryota; Metazoa; Arthropoda; Insecta; Hemiptera; Aphididae
Source: the annotation of a GenBank genome assembly